AUGUCCAUUUCCAACAUCACAGUCUACACGCCCUCUGUGUUGACACUAAUAGGGAUCCCAGGCCUAGAAUCUGUGCAGUGCUGGAUUGGGAUUCCAUUCUGUGCCAUUUAUCUCAUUGCUAUGAUUGGAAAUUCCUUGCUUCUGAUCAUCAUCAAAUCUGAGCACAGUCUCCAUGAGCCCUUGUACAUUUUCUUAGGCAUGCUAGGAGCCACAGACAUUGCACUUGCUAGCAGCAUUAUGCCCAAGAUGCUUGGAAUAUUCUGGUUUAAUGUGCCUGAAAUCUAUUCUGAUUCCUGCUUGCUUCAAAUGUGGUUCAUCCACACAUUUCAGGGUAUAGAGUCCGGCAUCCUCGUGGCCAUGGCCCUGGACCGUUAUGUGGCCAUCUGUUAUCCACUAAGACAUGCCAACAUCUUCACCCACCAGCUUGUCAUUCAGAUAGGAACUAUGGUCGUACUCAGGGCUGCUAUUCUUGUAGCCCCAUGCCUAGUACUGAUAAAGUGCCGGUUUCAAUUUUAUCACACAACAGUCAUUUCCCACUCCUACUGUGAGCAUAUGGCCAUUGUGAAACUAGCGGCAGCAAAUGUUCAAGUCAACAAAAUCUAUGGUUUGUUUGUGGCCUUCACUGUUGGAGGAUUUGACCUCACAUUCAUCACAUUGUCCUACAUCCAGAUAUUUAUCACAGUUUUUCGUUUGCCCCAGAAGGAGGCUAGGUUUAAAGCAUUCAAUACCUGCAUUGCUCACAUGUGUGUCUUCCUCCAGUUCUACCUCCUUGCCUUCUUCUCCUUCUUCACACAGAGGUUUGGGUCUCACAUCCCCCCUUAUAUCCAUAUUCUCUUUUCUAGCAUUUACUUGCUGGUCCCUCCAUUUCUCAAUCCACUUGUCUAUGGUGCAAAGACCACACAGAUUCGCAUCCAUGUGGUGAAAAUGUUCUGUUCAUGA
Symphalangus syndactylus (siamang) is the source of this 939-nucleotide messenger RNA. RefSeq names its product olfactory receptor family 52 subfamily A member 1 (gene OR52A1). Gene Ontology annotation, cellular component: plasma membrane. Lineage: Eukaryota; Metazoa; Chordata; Mammalia; Primates; Hylobatidae. The record is from RefSeq and is a predicted model, not a curated record. Gene Ontology annotation, biological process: G protein-coupled receptor signaling pathway. Gene Ontology annotation, molecular function: olfactory receptor activity; G protein-coupled receptor activity.